GGUUCAGUUCCAUUGAUACUCGAGCUUCAGAACCAUAAACGAACCAGCAAAGCUACUUUUGUAUUGUAUCCACCACAACAACCUUCCCUCUCUCACCGAUACUUUUUUCCUCUCCUUCUCCUAAACAUCCUUCCUCGUUUGGCCUGGAGUCAACAACAUAAUCUCUCUAAUCUAUUUUGACGAUUUAAGACCAGGACUCUUUACUUAAUACCACAUAGAUAUAUCGCACCACGCAAAACACCAUGGACGAGAUCGCAAAGGAGUACGAUGUCAUCGUUUUGGGCACCGGUUUAACCGAGUGUAUUCUCUCUGGUGUGCUGAGUGUCAAGGGCAAGAAGGUUCUACACAUCGAUCGCAAUGAUCACUACGGAGGAGAGGCUGCAUCCGUAAACCUCGAGACGCUAUUCAAGAAGUAUGGCAACUACACGAAGGGCGAGGAGCCAUGGAAGAAGUACGGUCGACCCAAUGACUGGAACAUCGACCUGGUUCCUAAACUCCUCAUGUCGUCCGGCGAGCUGACCAACAUCCUCGUCUCUACCGACGUUACCCGCUACCUCGAGUUUAAGCAGGUCGCAGGCAGCUUCGUACAGCAAGGCGCUGGAGCAAAGGCCACUGUUGCCAAGGUCCCCUCAGAUGCCGCCGAGGCCCUGCGCUCUCCCCUGAUGGGUAUUUUCGAGAAGCGACGCAUGAAGAGCUUCAUAGAAUGGGUCGGCACCUUUGACCAGAAUGAUCCUGCCACACACAAGGGUCUUGACAUAAGCAAGUGCACGAUGAAGGAGGUUUACGACAAGUUCGGCCUUGAGACCUCUACUCGCGACUUCGUCGGCCACGCCAUGGCCCUUUACCUUAACGACGAGUACAGUGAUGAACCCGGCAAGGCCCCCGAAGCUAUCGAGCGUAUUAGGAUGUACGGUAACUCGGUAGCAAGGUAUGGCAAGUCGCCUUACAUCUACCCCCUGUACGGUCUCGGCGAGUUGCCCCAGGGCUUCGCGCGGUUAUCUGCUAUCUACGGCGGUACCUACAUGCUCAACACUUCAGUCAACGAGGUCGUGUACGAGGGUGGCAGGGCGACAGGUAUCAAGGCUACCAUGACCGGUAUCGAGCCUGAGAUGAAGUUCGAGACCAAGGCCAAGCUAAUCCUCGGUGACCCUUCGUACUUCCCCGACAAGGUCAAGGUUGUCGGCCACGUGCUGAAGGCCAUCUGCGUCUUGAAGCACCCCUUGGCUGGUACUAACGACUGCGACUCCUGCCAAUUAAUCAUCCCCCAGUCCCAGGUUGGUCGCAAGAACGACAUCUACAUUGCUUGCGUCUCGUCGGCACAUAACGUGUGCCCUAAGGGUUACUACAUCGCCAUCGUUUCCACGAUUGCCGAGACCACUUCCAACCACCACCUCGAGCUGCAACCUGGUCUGGAGCGCCUUGGCCAGAUUGAGGAGCAAUUUUUGGGUCCCCCUAUCCCGCUCUAUGAGCCCCUCGAGGACGGCACCAAGGACAACGUCUUCAUCUCCAAGAGCUACGACGCGACGUCGCACUUCGAGACGACCACGGACGACGUCAAGGACAUCUACGCGCGCGCCACCGGCGAGGAGCUCAAGGUGGAAGGCCUCAGAGACCUGCAGGUCACCGAGGAGUAGACGUAGUUUUAACUAAGUAAUUCGGUGAGGCAGGUUUGAGGACACUCCGAUUGGUAAUACUUGAAGAAGGAGAGAAAAGUAAGCUGGUGGCGGAGCGUCGAGUAUGCAAAGCACGCAUGUGUAUCCAGAGCUGUGGCUAGAAUACCGACCAGAUGAGGGACUACAUGAUAUUCAUACAUACAUUCAUAUAUGCGUAGGAGGCACCGUGCGCCGGGUUUGAAGUCAAGGUGUAGCUCGUCGCUUCUUUUAUUUUUCGCUCUGAUUUGAAAUCUGCAGAGAGGAGAGAUAUUGUAGUGUAGUUGUUGUUGCUUUGAUAGACGUACGACUUUGUAAGGUCUAAUUUUUUUCAUAUUGGAUUUUUUAUUAU
Daldinia vernicosa is the source of this 2001-nucleotide messenger RNA. RefSeq names its product rab GTPase activator. Bases 243 to 1634 code for a protein of 463 amino acids. NCBI's taxonomy places the organism in Eukaryota, Fungi, Ascomycota, Sordariomycetes, Xylariales, Hypoxylaceae. The transcript has 8 exons. Gene Ontology annotation, cellular component: cytoplasm. The record is from RefSeq and is a predicted model, not a curated record. Gene Ontology annotation, biological process: protein transport; vesicle-mediated transport; small GTPase-mediated signal transduction. Gene Ontology annotation, molecular function: Rab GDP-dissociation inhibitor activity.